GAGACGUGGCAGGGGAACAUGGAAGACCGGAGCCCAAGCCCAGCCCAGCCCAGCCCAACGGUCACAACGCGGUACGAGUUUGAAACGGAGAAAGAUUCGUUGCUGCUGGACGAACGAAGCGUCGAUUCUUGAUGGUGGAAGUGCCGACAAUUCGUCGAAGGCUGUGGGAGAGUGGGAUGCUGAGAUCUCUCGGCGUCGGUGAGUGAGUGCAGAAGGACAGUAGGUAGAAGCGCGACCAUGGCCGGUGGCUCCAAACUCAUGGAAGAGCUGAGAAUCAGUGCAAGCGAGAAGGAGCUUCUGAAAGAAAAAUUGCUCGUCCACUUCGAUCGCUGGGGUUUCGACAUGAACGCGCAGAAAGAGUCGGCUUUCGAAAUGGCCAGGGAUCAUGGGCUCAGAAGCGCCCAGCACUCUUACGAGCUUGCCCAAAGCAGACUCUUGCACGGCGUGCACAUGCAGCAGAGUCUCGUGCAAUCAUAUCAACUAGAGUCAGCUCGCGAUGAGGUCGAGGCCCUGACACAAGAAGUUCUUGGACUGAAGUUUGCUUUACAGCAUGAAAAGGCCAAAAAUGAUCUCACGCACGACAAAAUGAAGAUGCUGAGAUCAGCUCUGCAAAAAAAGUUCGCAAUAAGAAGCAAGGCACUGAUUGAAAAAGCGACGAAGAAAUUCCGACAAUUGGAAAGGUUACUCGAGAGUAGGGAGCGACGCUACGUAGAUGCUGUCAACGAGGCGAACGAAAAGUACAGGGAGGAUACAAUGCAGCUCAAUGGCCGAAUUCAGCUGCUUAUAGAUGAAACGGAAUCUCUCAAGAAGGAACAACAGCAGUGGAAAUCGGACAUGGAAGAAUUGCAAAUUAUUUCUCUAGAGAGGCGCAAACUUCAGGCAGAGCUCGAGAAGUUGCAAACUAUGCUAGAAGAGAGGAACACCACACUUGUAAUCAAAGAGCACGACUUGCAGUUACUGGCGGAUCAUAGAGACCGACUGCUGACCCAGUUAGAAAAGUUGGAUAUGCAGCAAAGCGAACAACAGGUUAUAACUGGUGAGAGGGAUAGGUUACUGGCAGAGAAAGAGGAGGAGAUGCGGAAACUCGCCUCAGAUAUGGAAAGUCUGAUAACUCAAAAAGAAGAAUGGAUCUCGAAGGAGAAAGACUUACUGCAACUGAGGACAGAAAGGGACCAAUUAAGGCGCAAACUGCAAAUGAGAGAAUCAGAUGAGUUUUACAAGUGGGCAAAAGAGAGAGACAAGCUGGUGCAUAAGCUUGCUCUUGUUCAAUCUCAGCGAGAAGAUGAAGUAAAAGGUCUGAUUAGAGAAAGGGACUUUGUCUGGGAUCAGAUGAAAAAGAUAGAGGAGAAUUACAACCAAAGGCUGGACACAAUUUCCGGACAGUUGAUUCUGGCGAAUCAAGAGAAUACAAAACUUAAGCAAGAGUUACAGCAAGUACGCGUGGAAAGCAAUGAGAAGAUGGUUGAACUGACAAUUCUGAAGUUAGAGGCGAAACGAGCAAAAGAUGGUUUGACGCAACAGGAGUCCUUCGGAACAGCUAUCAAGAUGACCAGACAAGAUGCGGCCGACGUUACUUUGGACAUGGAGGCGAGUGAAGAAGAAGAGAGGAAGAUAGUUAGUGAAGGACCCAAGAGAAAUCUUCAAAUGCUCGAGCUAACAUCGCAGGUAGCGAUUCUACAGAAACAACUUGACGCCCUCAACAAUCAGAAACAAUCAGACGUACUCGUCGUUCCCUCGAAUGGGAGGCCAGAGGUGUCGAAUGUGGAGGACAUGUUAACCUCGGAUCAGGAUACUUUCGCCAGCCAAGUUGAGCAAGCUACCAUAGUGGACGUCGAAGACGACAUAAAAACUUCGAAAGGUGUUGAGGAAUUACGCCGCGAGAAUGAAAAUCUCAGGGUGCUCUACGGUCAACUGGAGGCUCUUUACAAGGAACAACAGAAGCCUGAGAAGGUCGCACGGAAUGUCAGUCGUCGAGACCCAACAAGCCGCAAUCUGAAAAUCGAAUUGGAGGCUGCUGCUGCUUUAAGUCCAUCGAAUGAUGAGCCAGUCCCUGAACCGACGGUGGGCGAGAUGAAGAGACGAGGCUGCCGCUCAAAAGCUGGCGUGUCAAAGCUCAAGUCAGCCCAGCAGACGAUCGUGAAGGAAGAGGGCAAGCAGAGUGGACAGGAGCAAGAAUUUUUAGAGAUGGAGAAAGGGGGAACUUCCAUCAAGAAGUCUUCAUCUUCCAGGUUAUCCAAGAGAAACACAUCCAGCAGCAAACCCCCCAGACCAACUUCAUCGAAGAGAGACGAAAGCGUGGGUUGGCAUGCAAAUGGAUCCGUGAAGAAGUCAGCAAGGGGGAAAAAGCCAGACGAAGAUGUGAAAAUUACUCCAGUUUCGGGAGUCGAUUAUUACGAGCAAUCUCUACCCAAGACGAGUACAAGAAAGAGGAAAGGUGACAGCGCAGACCUCAAGGAGGCUCAGAGGGUGGCUCUUCGAGAAGUAUCCGUCAACUCGGGGAGCAAAACUCCCGCGAAGAAAUCAAAACCACAGUCUUCACGAAAGCCUGAGAGUGAAUCAUUGGACUGUCACACUGCAAGCUCGGCCAAGGGAAGUCGUGGCCUUAUGGCCGAUCUAUUCUCCUCUGCCUUCAGCAUACCCAGACUCAAUGUUGGUUCUUCUGCGAAGACCAGAACGUGACACCGUCCCAUAUACUCACGUGCACGGACAACUGGAAGGAAGGGCUUUCUGCUUAUCGAUACUCGGUCAGCCCCAUGACCGAUGGGCACGACCUUUUACUAGCAGCGACGGUUCAUGUAGUUGACCCGUGACUUGAGACCAGUACUACAUCCGAGGGGCCAGGAUCACAAAAUAUUUCUCCAGCUGGCUAUGUUGCAUCAAAAUUCUGAUCAGCCGAGCAAUCACUGCGCGUCAUCGGUCGCGAACCCCGAGAUGUGGAUAAUGGAAGUCAGGAGUUCUUGCACAUGGUGGAAUUCGUGAACUAUUUUGAGAGGGCAUGGUCUAGAUUCCGCCUUCCGCUGUAGACUGCUCUUCAUCCUGAACCGUGGUGUCGCGGAGAUUACUGGCGAGUGUCAGCAUUUCAAACAACCUUGCCUCGUUGCGAAUCGUAUUACAAAUCACGACCUUCCGUUAGUCGGAGGUUCGUAUGUUGCUUCAGCUGGCUCUGCUUCUGCUGCCGACGGUAAGCUCUUCUGUCCGUGUAACUGUAUAAAGGUAGACAGUAAAUUCAUUCAGCUUGUUGAAUGUAUCGGACUGGAUCGGUGAUAGUAACCUCGGCUCGAGGUAAGUGUUGCAAGCGAUACUCCAAAUUCCGAGUAAAUGUCGGAACAGUUCAAUCCAGGCUUGUGUGAUAUGAGGUCUUCAUUACACGUACUCUUCGCUUUACCGUAAGGUUCAACUUAUAGAAUCAGUUGUUGAGAUGUGGACAGCGGCAUAUGUAGUGUGAUGGCAGUUGUGCAAACAUCGAACAUCACCGUCACUUGGACUAGUAUCCCACAUCCCCUCCUAGAAAUUUAUUUUAACUUUCUGGAACCUUUCGCACAGGAGCGGAGAAUCGCUCAAGUUGUAGAGUCCUGCAUACUUUGUGUACAACUUCGAGGCUUGUUCAGUG
Marchantia polymorpha subsp. ruderalis is the source of this 3610-nucleotide messenger RNA. Lineage: Eukaryota; Viridiplantae; Streptophyta; Marchantiopsida; Marchantiales; Marchantiaceae. The record is from the annotation of a GenBank genome assembly.